GGUCUGGAGACCAUGCUGUUUGUCCUGUUUUUGUCCUUCUACAUCUUCACCCUUCUGGGGAACUUGCUCAUCCUACUAGCAAUUGUUUCCUCCACUCGGCUUCACACUCCUAUGUACUUCUUCCUGUGCAAGUUGUCCGUUUUUGAUAUAUUUUUCCCUUCUGUGAGUUCCCCCAAGAUGUUGUUCUACCUCUCAGGGAACAGCCGCACAAUCUCCUAUGCAGGCUGUGUGUCCCAGCUCUUCUUCUACCAUUUCCUGGGCUGCACUGAGUGUUUCCUGUACACAGUGAUGGCCUACGACCGCUUUGUUGCCAUAUGUUACCCUCUGCGAUACACGAUCAUCAUGAGUCACAGAGUGUGUGCCAUCCUGGCCACUGGGACCUCAUUGUUUGGCUGUGUUCAGGCCACCUUUCUAACCACUCUCACCUUCCAAUUGCCUUACUGUGGCCCCAAUGAUGUGGACUAUUACUUCUGUGAUAUCCCAGUGAUGCUGAAGCUGGCUUGUGCAGAUACCUCAUCCCUGGAGAUGGUGGGGUUCAUCAGCGUGGGCCUCAUGCCCCUCAGCUGCUUCCUUCUCAUCCUCACCUCCUACAGUCGCAUUGUCUUCUCCAUCCUGAAGAUCCGCUCUGCAGAGGGCCGACGCCGUGCCUUCUCCACCUGCAGUGCCCACCUCACGGCUAUCCUGCUUUUCUACAUGCCAGUGGUCCUCAUCUACCUAAGGCCAACACCAAGCCCCUCGCUGGAUGCAACCGUUCAGGUUCUGAAUAACCUGGUGACCCCCAUGCUGAACCCCUUGAUCUACAGCCUUAGGAAUAAGGAGGUGAAAUCAUCACUAAAGCAGGUCCUGCAUCAGCUGGGCUUUCUUCCUGAGAAGUUGUAAAGAGAGACCAACCACACCUCAUAGCUUGUGUGGCAUUUUUAUUUGGUUCUCAAAGAUAUUUUUGAAUUUGAGCACCCAGAUAUUAUUACCUCUAUUUGCAGGGACCAAGAUGGAAGAGUAAAAGUAACUUGUCCAAGGACGCACACCAUGAAGAGCAAGACUCUAGGACUGCUUUUCUGGCUCCGGGACUUGUGUUCUCUGUGCAUAUUAUAAUAUUCAUGUGGGAAGGAGGGAACUCUUUCCAGCAUGGAAAACAACCCAGAGCUUCUGCUUCUCAAUCUUUAUUUUCUGCAUCCUCCUUCACCUCCUUCAAGCCUUCUUUUCCCUCUUGUACUGGCCCUCUUUCUGCUUGGCUGUAGUGAUGCACCUCAAAUACUCACACUGGAUUAAGCUCCUGUUAUAUGGAUACGAAAAUUGUUGAAAAAGCACCAGCGGUACCUCUUUGUGGCUCCCAAGAGCAUACAAUUACUUCUGAAUUUUACAUAAAUUGUAUAAACAGGAAGACUUCUGGCUCAGACAGGAGGCAGGUGUCUUAGGGGUGAGGCCAAAAUACCAUGGUUCAGUGUGACUUACUAACCUUGCCUGUGAGUAUUAGUCCUGGAAUCAGGCCCUGAGAGAGAGCAGAAAGGUGAACUCAUGAAAGGGUAACUGUGAUGUGAUUUCGUGUUAGAAAACUGGGCUGUUUUCUUUUUCUUGCUCAGUACAACCAGGAGGCAAUGAGGGAUGAGUCCA
Messenger RNA from Oryctolagus cuniculus (rabbit), 1611 nucleotides. Its product is annotated as olfactory receptor 10D1B. Gene Ontology annotation, biological process: G protein-coupled receptor signaling pathway. Lineage: Eukaryota; Metazoa; Chordata; Mammalia; Lagomorpha; Leporidae. Gene Ontology annotation, molecular function: G protein-coupled receptor activity; olfactory receptor activity. The record is from RefSeq and is a predicted model, not a curated record. Gene Ontology annotation, cellular component: membrane.